This is a messenger RNA of Cyphellophora attinorum, 1476 nucleotides long. Its product is annotated as 2-methylcitrate dehydratase. Lineage: Eukaryota; Fungi; Ascomycota; Eurotiomycetes; Chaetothyriales; Cyphellophoraceae. Gene Ontology annotation, cellular component: mitochondrion. Gene Ontology annotation, molecular function: 2 iron, 2 sulfur cluster binding; 2-methylcitrate dehydratase activity. Bases 1 to 1476 code for a protein of 491 amino acids. The record is from RefSeq and is a predicted model, not a curated record. The transcript has 2 exons.
AUGUCGCAGACCUUCUCGACCGCAACUCCCAAAGCCUCGGCCGCGCCGCCGCAGUCCUCGCCCCCAGUCUACGACCAGGAGAUCCUCGACAUCGCCAACUACGUACACAACUACGAUAUCACCUCCGAGCUGGCUCUCGAUACCUCCCGCUAUAUCCUCCUCGACACCAUCGGCUGUGGGUUGGAAGCUCUACGGUUUCCACAAUGUACUGCACUGCUCGGGCCGAUCGUCGAAGGCACCACCGUGCCCAACGGGACCACAGUUCCCGGUACACCCUACCAGCUCGAUCCCGUCAACGGCGCUUUCAAUAUUGGAGCGAUGAUAAGAUGGCUGGAUUACAAUGACUGCUGGCUGGCUGCUGAGUGGGGCCAUCCCUCAGACAAUCUUGGUGCUAUUUUGGCCGUGGCAGAUUGGAUUGCAAGAACAAACCGAGCAGGAGGCAAGCUCGGCAAUGGCAAGAUCCCCACAAUCCGCGAUGUCCUCGACGCCAUGAUCAAGGCCCACGAAAUUCAGGGCUGCUUGGCUUUGGAGAACUCCUACAACAAGGUCGGCCUCGAUCACGUCGUGCUCGUCAAGGUUGCCUCGACUGCGGUCGUCAGCAAGCUGCUCGGCCUCACCGAAGCCCAGACGCGCGACGCAGUCACACAAGCGUGGUCGAUGGUCAAUCUCUCCGCACCUACCGCCACUCUCCCAACACCAUGUCCCGCAAGUCGUGGGCAGCCGGGCCAGAACGGUGUUCCCAGCGUCCUAUCCGCUCCCGUCUGGGGUUUCUAUGAUGUCCUCUUCAAGGGCAAGAAGUUCGAGUUCCAGCGCCCCUACGGCGAGUACGUCAUGGAGAAUGUUCUCUUCAAGGUCUCAUAUCCCGCCGAGUUCCACUCCCAAACCGCCGUCGAGGCUGCGCAAAAGAUCUACAAAAUCCUCGCCGACAUGGGCAAGUCAGCCGCGGACAUCAAGGAAGUCACGAACCGCACCCACGAAGCCUGCAUUCGUAUCAUCGACAAGCAGUUCAAGGCUAUGGACAACUUCGCCGAUCGCGAUCACUGCGUGCAGUAUAUGGUUGCCAAUAUGCUGAUUUUCAACCGCCUCGAAGCUACUGACUACCUCGACGGCGGCGAGGCAGCAACUUCGCCUCUCCUCGAAGACCUUCGCAAGCGCAUCAAGUGCGUCGAGGACCCACAGUUCACCACGGACUACCAUGAUCCCAGCAAGCGAACCAUCUCCAAUGCUUUGACCGUCACGCUCAACGACGGCACUGUGCUGGACGAAGUCGUCGUCGAGGCACCUCUUGGCCACCGUCUGCGUCGUGAUGAGGCCAAGCCAGAGAUCAUGAAGAAGUUCAAGCGGCAUUUGGGCCACCACUACGAGCAGGCGAAGAUCGAUGAGCUUGUCAACCUCAGCACUGAUGCAAGCAAAUUGGACUCGACGGAAGUUGACAAGUACAUGGACCUGUGGCGGCAAAAGGAGAUGAAGUGGUAA